Fomitiporia mediterranea MF3/22 is the source of this 862-nucleotide messenger RNA. Its product is annotated as Emopamil-binding protein. The coding region runs from base 55 to 699 and encodes 214 amino acids. Gene Ontology annotation, cellular component: endoplasmic reticulum; membrane. Gene Ontology annotation, biological process: sterol metabolic process. Gene Ontology annotation, molecular function: cholestenol delta-isomerase activity. The transcript is spliced from 6 exons. Lineage: Eukaryota; Fungi; Basidiomycota; Agaricomycetes; Hymenochaetales; Hymenochaetaceae. The record is from RefSeq and is a predicted model, not a curated record.
CGAUAUUCACGUUCUUAGAAACAACCACGACUACGCUCAUAUCUACAGUGAAAAAUGGUACUUGAAACGAGUGAACCGCCGUCUUUCUUCACGGCGACAUCUGCGUAUUCUCUUGCCGCGGUUGCACUCAUUGGAUUCAUUGCAAGGACUGGAGCGAAAGCACUCCUUCCGAAGAAUGCACGCUGGCAGGAUAAAGUCGCGUUCAUAUGGCUUGCUUUUGACGCAAUGAUCCAUUUCUCGUUUGAGGGCUCAUUCCUGUAUCUCUCGACAUUUGGCCAGACAGUGAACUCAAGCGUCGGACCGUUUGCUGAGCUCUGGAAAGAAUAUACCCGUGCUGAUUUCCGCUGGGGCGUUUCGGAUCCAACAGUAGUCUCACUCGAGAUCCUUACCGUUCUCGGAGCCGGACCAAUGUGUUGUCUGAUCUUGUAUCAACUUGUACGCCAGGACCCGGCGAGGCAUUAUUGGAUCGUUGUGCUGAGCACAGCGGAGUUGUAUGGUGGAUGGAUGACGUUCUGUCCUGAAUGGCUUACGGGCUCGCCGAAUCUUGAUACAUCUAAUUUCUUGUAUCUAUACGUCUACCUUGUUUUCAUGAAUGUCAUCUGGGUCAUUAUUCCGCUUUGGCUCAUGUACGAUUCAUACCAGCACAUUGCAGGCUCUUUGCGUCUAGCCCAACGGAGCGCAGCGGCGAAAAAGAAUUGAUGGAGUCUGGACGGUUUUUCUUGCAAUAGUCUUGCGUGUUGAAAUUGAAUUCUUGAUUUGCUAUUUUGUUAGUCUUAGUUUUGUAACCCGCUACUUUGAGGCAUGGUUUUAUUUCUGAAGGAUUUUCCGUUUUGUUUGUUGCUAUGGCCAUGGCGGGAUAACG